GCAGGAGCGCGGCAAGAGCUGCGGCGCCAACUGGGAGCGCGGGCCCCCGCGCGCGUUCGCACCCAUGGCGUCGCGCGACCUGACGCGCAAGUUCGUCGAGUGGCGGUCGGCGCGGCCGCGGCGCGCGGCGCCGGGUGCGCUCCGGUCCAACAGCCGCGAGGACCGGUCCCUCGUCGGCGGCUACGCGAGCGACACGUCGGAGCCGCCGGAGCCCGCGACGCUUCCGCCGACCCUGCCGCCGGUCUGGGUCGACCUCGUCGAGCGCGUCGAGGGCGACGUCCUCAAGAUCGAGCGGGCGACGCGCGAUCUGGCCGCGCUGCACACGAAGCGUCUCAUGGUGAGCUUCGACGACGCGGGCGAGGCCGCGCUCGACGACGAGAUCGCGGCGAAGCAGCGCGAGGCCACGAAGCUCUUCCGGGCCUGCGAGAGCUCCCUGAAGCGCGUCGCCGCGCACGGCGGCGACGACCUCAGCGACAGCGAGCGGACGAUCCGGUCGAACAUCCAGCGGUCCGUGGCCAUGCGCAUCCAGGCGCUGAACACGGACUUCCGGAAGGCCCAAAAGGAGUACAUGGUGCGCCUCAAGUCGCAGAAGGAGGGCUCGACGGGCACCUUUGACUUCCUCUCGGGCGGCGAGGCGAGCUCGGCCGCCGAGGGCGUCGACUUCAACGACCGCCAGCUCGCGGCCGUCGUCGACGUGGAGAACCUCGUCGACGAGCGCGACGGCGAGAUCAAGCAGAUCGCCGAGUCCAUCCAGGAGCUGUCGACGAUCUUCAAGGAGCUCGCGGUCCUCGUCAUCGACCAGGGCACGGUGCUCGACCGCAUCGACUUCAACAUGGAGCAGGUCGCCGAGCACACGCGCAAGGGCGUCGUCGAGAUCGAGAAGGCCGAGCAGUACCAGAAGGCCGCGCGGCCCCGCAUCUGCAUCGCGCUGCUCCUCUUCCUCAUCACCAUCAUGAUGAUCGCGCUCAUCCUCAAACACCGCGACGGCGACAAGAAGGACGACAAAAAAUAGGGGCCGAGGCGGGGCGGCCUAAAUCGGAACUCGUUUGA
Aureococcus anophagefferens is the source of this 1050-nucleotide messenger RNA. RefSeq lists its product as hypothetical. Gene Ontology annotation, biological process: intracellular protein transport; vesicle-mediated transport; vesicle fusion. The record is from RefSeq and is a predicted model, not a curated record. Gene Ontology annotation, molecular function: SNAP receptor activity; SNARE binding. Gene Ontology annotation, cellular component: membrane; endomembrane system; SNARE complex. The transcript has a single exon. NCBI's taxonomy places the organism in Eukaryota, Pelagophyceae, Pelagomonadales, Pelagomonadaceae. Bases 65 to 1012 code for a protein of 315 amino acids.